AUGAAAACUUCUCAAAUUUGGAUUAUACUAAUUUACAGUUUACUGAUAUGGUCCAUAGGAGCGGAUAAUCAUGCCUGGAUACUUUACUCGAAAGAUUCAACCGAUAUUGAAUGUUUCAUGAGUGGAUCUCGUCGUUAUUGUCGUUCAAUCAUAGUAAAUGAUACGAUGAAAUCAUGCCAGGAUGGUGAUCCAUGGACUUUCGACAAGCUCAAGAAUCUGAACGUGACAAGUGAAAAUUUAAUCGAUUGGUUAAUUCCUUUUCAUCUAAUCGAACAAUAUACUGUUUAUUUGAAUUAUGAUGAAAACAGCCAUGCACCUGAAGCAAUUAUUUGCAAUUGUAGUCAGAAUCGAAUUGGCAGAAAAUGUGAAUAUAGUUUCAAUAUUCAAGCAGAGAACCCCGCUGAUUUGGUAAUUAGACAAAUAACUGAGAGUAAUAGAAAUAAUUAUGAAACACUCACUCGAUUUGUAGAUGAAAUCACAUGCGAAGGCGCAGAUAUAUUUCUUGAGUGGCGACAUGAAACGCACAGACACGCGCAGGUCUGGUUACUGACGUCAAAGAUCGAUGUAAAUGGUGGUGGAUUUUAUAUGGAUUGA
Molecule: messenger RNA, 594 nt
Organism: Didymodactylos carnosus
Lineage: Eukaryota; Metazoa; Rotifera; Eurotatoria; Philodinida; Philodinidae
Source: the annotation of a GenBank genome assembly